Molecule: messenger RNA, 1459 nt
Organism: Esox lucius (northern pike)
Lineage: Eukaryota; Metazoa; Chordata; Actinopteri; Esociformes; Esocidae
Gene: tsen15
Product: TSEN15 tRNA splicing endonuclease subunit
Exons: 4
Coding region: 242-616 (124 amino acids)
Biological process (GO): tRNA splicing, via endonucleolytic cleavage and ligation
Molecular function (GO): nucleic acid binding
Source: RefSeq, a predicted model, not a curated record
UGACGUGGAAAUAUGUCGGAAUUAACGAAGAAAACAUAUGACGAUGUGAUUGAAAAAACACUUCCGCCUAACUGGAUUUUGCAGCAUCCAAUGGUAGCUAACAAAAUGAAAAAUGUCAUCCACAAACUAGCUUCGUCCCGCAAGUUGGCAUUACAGUACACAAACCAUCGGUAAACGAUGGCUUGUUGCGGAACGAAGCUAACAUUUCCCAGCCAUCUACCGGAACUUAUACCAGAAUCUGAUGAACCUGGAUGUCGGAGACAGUGCUCAAGUGCAUGCCGCAUUCUUGGUGUACUUGGAUCUUACCGAGGUGCGUAAUUGGAAGGAAGUGAGCGGCGUGGGGAGCUCAGAGCUGCGACUGGUAUUGCUGGAGGGACGGGAAAAAGAGGGAGCGUCCCUUCAGACGGUGCUCCCACUGCCUGUUCACAGAGGCCUGAGCCACAGGAGUGUGCGGUCAGUACUGGCCAGAGGCUCUCCCAUGCUGCUGUGCGUGGUCGCGUCUGACUCCAGCCUGGUCUACCAGAGGAUGUGUGACGGCCUACUGACCCCUGACCCCCCUCUAGGCAUCCAGGACCAGGGCCGUCGGCAGCACCGCAAAAGACGUCAGCAGCAAUGAACAUUGAAAGAACACAGUGACUUUGGGAUAGACCAUCGCCGUUUCACAAUUCCUUCUUGUAAUGAAGCACAGUGACCGUUAGCAUAAUGCUGCGGUCUGGUCAUGAACUCCGAAGUGACCAGUAGAAACCCGCGCGUACCUUGGAGACUUGACAAUGUGCCUGUGAUGCUUCCGCCUUUGAUCUGGUGUGGUGAUGAUUUAUGGUAAUGGCGUGCCUCUCCAGCCUGGCCCCCUUGCCUGAACAGUUAUUUUGUGAACCUGGCAUGGCGACUUCUGUUAGGGGUCAGUAGCUUGUAUGAUGAUCAGUGACUGUGUCCAACUGGCCCCCCGAAAAAAUAUACUAUACCUUUACUGGCCAAGUGUGACAGGCGUGUUAACAUGACCAAACUCUUAUGAUGGCGGUGAGAGUGCAGCUGUACAAUGCAGUCCACAGUUAGACGUAAAUUGGGUCUCUUGUAAAGCUAUGUGCUGACGGUGAUGAAUUUCACCCCUUAACUCUGAAUUCAAAGUGGAUGUUUUUUUUCUGACCGCACGAGGGCAAUGUGAAACCUACCACGCAGGCCUUGUUGAGGUAAUCCCAUCCACUGGCACUGGAAGAUGAAUACCGUAGUAAUAGCAAAUGUUUACUGUGCAUUUUCAGGUAAAAGGACGUGAAUAUUAAAAGUAACAAUACAACAACUGUGAUCAGACAUUGUGUUUCUACAUCAAAUGAAAGGACAUCAGAGACCAGACCUCAGCUGGGGUGACUUGAAAACAUAUUUUUUUUUUAUUUUACUGGAAAAUCAAAAAGUCGAACGUGGAAAAAAACUAACACGAAUUAGCAUGAUGCUAAAAAUGCAAGGA